UCAGCGCCGUUAUCACAUCAAGCGGAAGCAGAUGUUUAUAUUCACUUCUAAACAUUUCAUAACUCCUUAAUACACUUGUAAAAGUAUCUUCCGAUACGUUUAAGUAAAAGAAAGUCCACCCGCAAGAUUGUUUUCGGAGCAGCGAAGAACCCCUCAGUUCUCCCAGCGAGCAGAGAGCUGAGAUGGGCGGGAGAGCAGAACACGCGGAGAUGAUGCCGCUGUUCCGGGGAUUUGCUUGAUUUGAGUCUCCUGCCUGGGUGAAUUGUUUUCGGAUGUCAUAUUAGCGGCAAUAUGCCUCUGCGUGGUAUUUCUGGAGUUGUUUGAGGGCGUGCUGGAUCUACCUUCCUCCUCUUCUUCCUCUUUCGGCUGUUUAUUGGGGUUCUCGGCUCUAACGGCGCUCAAUCUUCGGCGUCUGUUUGAGUUAGAUUAUUAACCCGCUAUUUGGGAAAUAAAACCAGGAUGUAAGGAAAAGCGUUGAUGUGGGAAGCAACUUUGGGAACGCAUCCUGGUCCAAACACGGAGCCCUGCUGGUCCCUCCCGCCUAAGCUGGAGAUAGGGAUGGUGGCUCGGAGCACUGAUAAUCUGGACAGUUCAGGGGAGCCUGGGACCCGAUCGGUGGGCACCACUGCCAACUUGAAGGGGAAGAUGAGCAAAAGGCUUUCUGUUGUGAAAGGUCACUUCCCCAAGCUUGUUGACUGUGCCCACUUUCACUACGAAAAUGUGGACUUCGGUUCUAUUGAGCUUCAGUUUGCCAACGAGCAGAGCGAUGCCAGCUGGACCACGGGCAGUGCCAAAGAUCUGGUUUUCCUCGUGCAGGUGUCCUGCCAGGGUAAGACGUGGAUGGUGCGGCGUUCGUAUGAAGAGUUUCGGACGCUGGAUGCCCACCUGCAUCAGUGUAUUUAUGACCGCCGCUACUCGCAGCUCUUGGCACUGCCUGCCCUUUGUGAGAUCGGAGACCGGCUGGAGAUCUUAACACCACUGUUGUCGGAGUAUCUAAAUCGUCUCUCCAUGAUUGUGGACAAUAAGCUGAACUGUGGGCCGGUUCUCACUUGGAUGGAGAUAGACAACCAUGGCAACAGGUUCCUGCUGAAAGAGGAAGCGUCUUUGAACGUCCCUGCCAUCGCUGCAGCUCAUGUCAUCAAGCGCUACACUGCUCAGGCUAGCGAUGAGAUCUCCAUUGAGGUUGGUGAUAUUUUGUCAGUGAUUGACAUGCCACCCAAAGAGGACACUACAUGGUGGAGAGGAAAGCAUGGAUUUCAGGUUGGCUUCUUUCCCAGUGAAUGUGUGGAGUUAAUCAAUGAGAAGAUGCCGCAGUCGGUCAGCGCUCCUGUCAGUAAGCAAGAGGUAGAUCUGAUGAGCUCCAAACCUGGAGCUACCAACAUGACUGGACCUUCCUCUCCAACAUCAGUGUCCAAGAAGCACGGUAAGCUGAUGGGCUUCCUGCGCACCUUCAUGAAGUCCAGACCCACCAAACAGAAGCUGAAGCAGAGGGGAAUCCUGAAGGAACGAGUGUUCGGCUGCGACCUCGGCGAGCAUCUGCUCAACUCUGGCCAAGAUGUGCCGCAGGUCCUAACGAGCUGCUCAGAGUUCAUAGAGAAGCACGGUGUGGUGGACGGCAUUUACAGACACUCUGGUGUGUCCUCCAACAUACAGAAACUCAGGCAUGAGUUUGACAGUGAAAAUGUUCCAGACCUGACAAAAGACGUGUACAUGCAGGAUAUUCACUGCGUCGGCUCACUCUGCAAACUCUACUUCCGAGAGCUGCCCAAUCCACUGCUCACAUACCAGCUUUACGACAAGUUUGCUGAAUGUAUGGGAGAAAUGACGGAGGAAGAGAGAAUGGUGAAAGUGCAUGAUGUUAUCCAGCAGCUUCCUCCUCCGCAUUACCGCACUUUGGAGUACCUCAUCAGACACCUGGCCCAUUUGGCCACCUGCAGUGCAGAGACGAACAUGCACAUAAAGAAUCUGGCCAUCGUCUGGGCCCCCAAUCUGCUCAGGUCCAAAGAAAUUGAGGCAGCAGGUUUAACCGGCGCAGAUCCUUUUAAAGAAGUGCGCAUCCAGUCUGUGGUGGUGGAGUUUCUGCUCAGCAAUGUGGAAGUUCUGUUUAGUGACUCUUUCACUUCUGUCGGACGCUUCAAUGCAGCACGUCAGUCUCUGACCAGGCCCAAGUCCUUUGUAUCCACCAGGCUUCUAUCUCUGGAGGAGGCGCAGGCUCGAACCCAAGCUCCACUUCUCCUUCAGGGAUCUCCUCACCAUGCUAUUGGCCAGUUCCACACUGUACUGGACCUGCCUGUAGACAAAAGGAAAAGAGGGAUGAAGGUGCGGAAGUCAGCGGGUGGAAGCUGGAAGACAUUUUUUGCCAUUGGGAAACCUGGGGCAGCAGGUCGACGCAAACCCACCAGGAUCACCUCUCUCUUUCAGCCCACUACCUCCCAUGCAGGUUGCAGGGUGGACAGUGUGACGCUCAGGUCUGCAAAAAGUGAGGAGUCGCUGUCCUCUCAGCACAGUGGAGCAGGUCAAGGCAAGAUUCAACGGUUACGGAGACCUCGCUCCAGCAGUGACGGUCUUUCUCUGGCUGCCUCUGUUGAUCCGCAGCUCCUUCCCCAGAACUCCCCAUCAAAAAUCCACCCGAGCCGCUCCUAUGACAGCCUUCUGCCAGAGGAGGCCCGUGAUGCUGAUGAGGAGGAGGAAAAUGAAGACGAAGAGGACGAGGAGGGUGUGUACAUGCUGCCUGAUUUCUCCCAGGAACCACCCUCUUCAUGGAUAACGGAGGAUGUCAUUGACUUUAGCCCCACCUUCCUGGAAGACGGGCCAAUAGGGUUGGGGGGCACAGGCGGAGCCCCUAGCGGCAGAGAGUCCCCUCCUGCGGCCGCACCCCCUCCGUACCGCUGUCUGAGCCAUCAGGGCCACCAUGCCCGCUCUGGCAGCCAGCGCUCGAUCACUGAAGAUCCAGACUCUGUUCUUAACCAGUCUGAAGCCGCAGCCCGCAGGAGUUUGAUCCUGGCUGCAGCAGCUCCACCUCAGCAAGUGUUUUGUCAGCACAGGCCGUCUAAUGCCCCUGCAAACACAACCCAGCCGGGAGAAUCAAAUUUAAGCCCGUCCCAUGGCCAGACGGCAGCUCCAGCAACCUCUGCGCCCCUUUCUCAGCCCCCUCAGGAAAGGCGCUCCUUUACACGUAAAGUGGUUCAUGCACUUUCCCCAAAAGCGCCAAAAUCUCCCCCUCUGGACAUCUCGGAUCCCAUCGCCAUCAGUGUUCCUGCCAAGGUUCUGGAAAUGAUUGGUGGACGAGCUGGUGAAUUGCAAUCUGGCCUUCCAAGCAGUGGACCCCCUCAGCCACCCCAGAUGAUAUCAAUGCUCCUGAGGUCAUGUGACUUUCAGCUAACUGAAAGCUGCCAGCAAGAGCUCAGCAGUAAGUUGGGCCCCAUCGCCAAGAUCAAGGGUCCAAGUAUCUUGGGACCUACUGGUGUUCCCCUUCCGUCACAACAGCCCCCUGCUCCUCCCCCCAAGAAUCCAGCACGCCUCAUGGCUCUAGCUCUGACUGAAAGUGCCAACAAGGCACUGCGGCAAGGUGCCUCCCCUCCAUAUCGCCCACGUCAGAGUGCAGCCUCCCCUGAGAAAGACAUUCGCUUUCAGAGGUCACUCUCUGCUGAUGCAGGAGCUCUGCUGUCCUCUGAUCCUAAUCAGAUCUAUUCCACAGUGCGACCCUUAUCUGUGUGGAAGACUGAAGGUGGUGGUGGUGAUGAGGAUGAUAAAGAGGAUGAUGGAGGAGCUGCCGCUGAAAAGCCUGCAGACAAAUCACAUGGUACAGAGCCAAGAUCACCCCCUGGGCAGGACAUUGGCACCCUGUCUUCUAACAGCUCAGUCUCUGACUCUGGGACAACCAAUUCUGAAUUAUCAGCUGCCAGUUCCUCUGAGGACAAUGAGCGAACCCCAAGCCCCAUUUACAAGAAUGAAGAACCAACUUCUCCACCACAACCCUUAAUAUCCAGCCCUCCCUCCUCAUCUGAUGUAGUUCCAUCUCAGAGAAAACCCCCAGCAUACGGGCGCCAAUUUUCUGCACCACAGCUUCAGCAGGAGAAAUCUAGUGGCCCAUCUAAGCCUGCCACUCAACAACACACUCAGCUCCUACACUCCAAAUCAGAGAGCUCUCCUCUGGCCCAGGUACGAGCCUUCCAGCCCACUCGCCCUAAAGUGCCACCCAAACCCCCUGAUCUUGCACCCUUAAGGGCUCCUCUCUCUCAGACUGACCGGCAUGAUUACAUGCGUCGCUCCUUAGAUGCCAGUCGCAUUCGACGAUUGGCAGGACCUCAGCAGGUGAACACACCACUUUCCAGAGCCUUCUCAGAGCGCAUCAGCAGCACCUCUGACAUGCUGUCUCGAUAUCAUGCUGCCAGAAUGGCCAGUCAGGCCGCCCAGAUUGCACAUCUUCCUCAUCAACAGUCCCAGUCCACUCCAAUAAGACCAGUUGUCCCCUCCUCUGAAGACCCAUCCAAGAUGGAAAACUUCUACUAUGAAAUUGGUGCACCUGAGCACCCACAAGUGCCACCUAGCUAUGCACGCCACAGUUACCAGAAUAUGAAGCCAGAUCUGGAAGGGAACCUCCGCCUCACUGACCCAGCCAAUCAAAGGCCUAUAUCCAGGGGUUACCCUCCUCCCUACAAUUCCCAAGGAGGCGGGGGUGGUAGGUCUACCCAGCUGUGGUCGUCUGAGGCGACACGAGCAUGGGCUGCAGCACAUUCUCACUCUUUCUCCUUUUCUCAUUCUCAUCAUCGCUCUCAGGAUGGAUCAUCAGGACAUCCUCCUCAUCCCCAUCCCCAGCGACAAACAUCAUCCUCUGUCAGGUUGUCCCGCAGUGAAGUGCAUCCCUUACCCGCAUCUACUGGAUCUUCUACAGGCAUGGUGCCUCUGUCUGUGCACCAACGGAGCUUGCAUCGCACCCACCGUUCACCUUCUGCAGACCACACUGCUUCCCAGCUUCACCCUUACUUUGAAAACGGGAAGGUGUGUUAUCGGUACUUUGAGGCUUCCAGGCCCGAAGAUUUGCAAUUGAAUCCACAUCAGCAGGCUGUAGUGAAAACGUCUCAGGCCUCCCCAGUGCAAGGAAUCACAAAAGAUCAGCCUGAGCCUAUUUAUGUCAACUACCCCUUCACAAACCCACCAGGAUCUGGGGUUAAUUCAAAGGGCUGGGCCACCACAGACCUGGACGAAAAUGAUUAUCAUGCGUCUGAGAUGCAAGAAGCAUCAUCUAAGUCACCUACAGAUGACAAGCAAAAGCAUUCAGAGCAAGAAAGUCCUACAGCUGACAUUGACAACCCUUCCCAAAAUGAUCUGUCCUCAGAUUCCAAAAUGAUCAACAUAGCAUUGCCAGCCCCCACUGCCAUGCAUUUCCGUAGCCGCUCAGAUCCCCAAAGUGUCAGCUCAGAGACUGCUCAUGUCCUGACUGGGAAGGAAAUUGCCUCCUUGUUAAUUGAAAAGCUUGCAGAGGAUGAAAGGGAGGGUCCUUCUGUGCCAUCCUCUACAUCCUCUUCACCACACAUUGAGCACCCUCCAAAUCCCUACCCUAGCCAGCAUCAGCAACCACCACCUGCAUACAAUGUGUACACCCCAGGACCCUCUCGAGGGCGCUUUGUAGGUCAGGUGCCACCUAGAGAGGGAUCAGGCCCUUUCCAACGUCAAGACCCCUUAAGGAGAUCUUCCGGAGGCCAGUAUAGACAAGCGUUUGACGUCAUGCCAUCUGGCGACCAAGUCCUUAAGUUUUACAGAAGCCAAGACUUUAUGCCAGGUGCCCAGGGAGAAAGCACAACCCCUAAUCCUUAUCCCCCUAGACCAUAUUAUCAGGACCCCCCAUACCCCAACUGGGGCCCACAAGGUUUCCCAGACUCUUCCCACACAUGCACUCCACCCACAGUGGCCUUCUCAAACUUAGCACUUGGAUCAACAAGAGGAUACGCGCCGCAGACAGUGGCCAACCAGUAUAACCAAUUCCCAUACCAGUCAGGUCCAGUGCUUCCCCAGUAUCCCAACACACCACGGCGAGAUGUUGUACUGGAUCCUUCUCUCCAACCUCCAGGGUUGCGGAACCAGAGAGGGCUAAACCGACAGGGAAGCCUGCCGGGACCAAACUGGACCAUCCGAACUGAAGGCCAGACCCGUAGUUAUUGCUAAAGAGCACAACUGCCACAAAAAGUCCUGUGUCUGUUGACUUAAAAUGAGAUGAUAUGAAGUAGACCACUAUGUAGAGCACUAGACAUCUAUGUUUACUGUACAAUUUAACACGUUGUGAAAGUAAUUGUGUUAACCUCCUCAAGAGGAGAACGAAUGUACAGAAACAAAGUGGCAUAUUUCUUUACAAGUAUUUCGGUCUCAGAAAGACCCCACUGCUGUCCUGCAAUUAGCGUGUGUUGGAGUGGAAAAAGGGUACGAGAUUACGGCGUAAAGCAGAAAGGAUCAAAGAAGUGAACCAUAAAGUGGCUUAGUUAUGAAAACAUUCCAGAACACACUGUGCUGUCCAGCAGAGGGAGUCAGAGAGGUGCACAGCUGCUAUUCCUCUGACAGGAUGUUGCUCAGUGGUUAAUUUGUUUUAGUUUUUCUGCUUUUGGUUUGAAGUUCUUUUAGACCAGAGGUGUCCAAACUUAGUCCCAGGGGGCUGGUGUCCUUCAGGUUUUAUCUCCAACUCACCUCAAACCUGCAUGGAUGUUUCGAGAUAACCUUGUAAGAUCUUGAUUAUCUAGCCUAGGUGUGUUUAAAUGGGGUUGGAGCUAAAAUUUGCAGGACACCUGCCCUCCAGGGCAGAGUUUGCCCACUGCUGUUUUAGACACUUGGUUAUGCUGUACAGGGGCACAAGCUUAAUAUGUCUUUCCUCUCAAAGUACGAUAAAAAUAACCUCAAGAGAUGCUGUUGGUUUUAAGAAACUUUAUGAAGAUGGCUGUUUUUUUGUAAUCUUAAUUUUGUUGGCAGAAAUGUGACAUUAUUUCCAUUUUUAAUUGCUUUUGAUGUUUCUAAGUUAUUGUAAGAUUUCAUUGUGAAAGUUUUAUUUGCCUUUUUAGAAUUUGUUUCAAAGAAUGUGAAGAUUCAGCCUUUGACCUUUUAAUUGUUUUAAUUUCUUUUAAAGUCUGCGUGAGUUUGUAUGAGUGUGCGUGUUGUUAAGCACAUAAAACACAAUGGUCAUUCUUUUUUGGCAGGGUGUGUAAUUGAGAGCGCAUAUUUCUGAGAGGUACUGUUUUCUGCUCAUUCUCUAGUAAUGUGUCAGAUGAUUUGUGCAUCAAUAUUAGUGUUCUAAUCCAAAGCAAGUAUUUCAGGUAGGUCACGUCACCCUGUGUCACUCCCAGACAUCCUUGGGUUUCUGUGAAGGAAGGAUCCCAACCUAGCAACAUUGAAUAACUAGUACUGUUCAACACAAAACACUGAAGGCUUGCCCAUAA
Messenger RNA from Danio aesculapii, 7421 nucleotides. RefSeq names its product Rho GTPase activating protein 33 (gene arhgap33). The coding region runs from base 478 to 6165 and encodes 1895 amino acids. NCBI's taxonomy places the organism in Eukaryota, Metazoa, Chordata, Actinopteri, Cypriniformes, Danionidae. The record is from RefSeq and is a predicted model, not a curated record. Gene Ontology annotation, biological process: small GTPase-mediated signal transduction. The transcript is spliced from 22 exons. Gene Ontology annotation, cellular component: fibrillar center; cell cortex; actin cytoskeleton. Gene Ontology annotation, molecular function: phosphatidylinositol binding; protein binding; GTPase activator activity.